Messenger RNA from Hypanus sabinus (Atlantic stingray), 6315 nucleotides. RefSeq names its product myopalladin (gene mypn). The record is from RefSeq and is a predicted model, not a curated record. Bases 1142 to 5137 code for a protein of 1331 amino acids. The transcript has 20 exons. Lineage: Eukaryota; Metazoa; Chordata; Chondrichthyes; Myliobatiformes; Dasyatidae.
CAAUGCACAAUUAAACAAAGAUAAUAUACAGAUGUUUAUGAUCUGUGGCAUAAUGAGUUGAAUGAACUAAACUGAUUAACUGAAACAGAAACAGGUACAGAAAAAAAACAAACUACAUGAAGGACGACCAAACUGAAAUGCAAGGGUGUGGCAUAUGUGACAGUUUAAACUCCAGAUCAUUAAUUCUUACACCAUGGCAAAAGUGAGGACAGUAACAAGACUCAAGGCGGUCACCCUGAAUCAGCAAGGUCUCUCUGAAGCAGGCGUUUCAAGGCAGACAGGAGUUUCAGAUGUGCUGUCCAAGCUUUUCAGAAGAAGCACAAAGAAAUGGGAAAGGUUGAGGACUAGGAAACUGAGUGCAGCAGUCAAGAAGUGCAUCAAACUGAUGUCCUUUCUAAAUCAAGUCUAACAUUGCCAUCAGCUCUAAACUCACAGAAACCACUGGGACCAAAGCACACCUAUUCACGGUCAGAAGUUUUGUUUGAAGUGAUCUUGAAUUGUUGCCAAAAAGCCAUUUCUCCAAAAUGGAAACAAAGCCAAGAGACUCACCUAUGCACAAACACACAAGAACUAGGGUGCUGACCAAUGGCAGCAAGUGCUCUGGACUGACGAGUCCAAAUUUGAAAAUUUUGGUUUAGAUAGGAGGCAGUUUGUCCAUAAAACAGCUGGAGAGUGUUACAUGGAAGAGUGUCUGCAGCGAACAGUGAAGCAUACAGAGGUUCCCCACAGGUUUGGGGCUGCAUUUCUGCAAAUGGAAUUGGUGAUCAGGUCAAAAUUAAUGGAAUCUUCAGUGCUGAGAAGCACAAGCAAAUUCUCAAUCACACAAUACCAUCAGGAAGGCAUCUUUUCAAUCCCAACUUCAUUCUGCAGCAGAACAAUUACCCCAAACACAUGACCAGGAACGUAAAAGAACUAACUUCUAUGAAAAGAACAUGAAAGAGCUCUGCAACAGAUUAUGGACUCCAAAGAACCCAAGACUGUCUGGAAUAACCUGGAGAGACAGGAACAAGCAAGUUUGUAACGGAACUGUAACGGAAGCAAAGUUUGUAAUCGAACUGUAUCAAGAUGCAUGGAACAAGCUACCUGCCAAUUUACUCCUAAAACUGCACAACAGUGUACAGGAUUGAUGCAGUUUUAAAGAAUGCAAGAAGAUAACUGUGAAGCUUCCACAUCCAUAACUCAGCUUCUGAGGGAGAGCUAUUUAGCUGAAGUCCGAAUACAACAAGAGCAUGGAGAGAAAAACCGAUUAGAAGAUAUCUCAGAACAUUUUCAUUAUGGCAGUAAAUCUGGGGGUUCCCAGGAUUUAGAUGGUCAGGACGAAUCCCCUGAUUUGUCUGCGUUUUUGAGCCAGGAAGAAUUAGACAAAAGUGUAAACUUGGCUCAGCAAGCUAUUGCCUUGUGUUCACAUGAAGUAAAUAAAGAUGAAAAGCAGAUCAAUUUAAACUGCCCCAACAAGGAUUUGUCUGACAUUUGGAAACCACCUGGGAACAAAAAGGUUUUAGAAUCUACAAGUUCCUCAACUGUCCCAGAGAAAUCAAAUAACAUAGCAUAUCAGCAUGGAAAUUUCAUCAGAAGCCCCAGCAGCUCAAAAGAAAAUUGCAAACAAUUAAGAAAGCAGCCAAAGAGUACGCCUUACUGCAGUGAAAGAGAGUCCAAAAAAGAUUACUUAAGUAAAGCUGCAGAUUUCAUUGAGGAGUUAUCUUCACUCUUUAAAACAAAUAGUUCAAAACGAAUUAAACCUAGAGCCUGCAAAAGCUCUCGAAGCAGGGCACAGGCGAAGUCUCGUUCACAAAGUCAACAUUCAAACUGGUCUGUUGAUGAGAGAGAGAGGGCACACGCUCCAUUUUCUACACAGGUGUACAAUGAAAGUAAACCAGAGGAAGAAUCUGAAGAAACAGAAGAGGCUCUAGUUUCAUCUGCAUCUGUUGAAAAUAUAACAAUAAAAGCUGAAAACAAUGAGGUUCAGUCAAAGCCUUUAUCUGUUGAAGAUACCAAAGGAGAUCCACCACGGUUCACUCAGCGGCUGAAGAGCAGAGAGGCAGCAGAGGGAAGCAGAGUCCAACUUGAAUGCAUUGUGACUGGAUUACCAAAACCAGAAGUGAGGUGGUACUGUGAAGGAAAGGAACUCAAGAACUCACCUGACAUUCAGAUUGCCUAUGAUGAUAAUCAGUGUUCACUGAUCAUUUCUGAGGCCUUUGAGGAGGAUACAGGACGUUAUACCUGUUUGGCUUCAAAUAUAUAUGGAUCAGAUGCAACGUCUGCAGAACUUUACAUAGAAGGUGUCACUUCAUCUGAAUCCGAACAUGAUUCUGCAAAGGAAGAAAUGAAUGAGAUUCAGGAUCCAAUCCCCAUUGGUGUUGUCGAUCGAUCUUCUCCUCACAGUUCUCCAAAUCUUCAUUCAGAGUGUCACCAGUUAAAUUGCCCAGGUGUCCAGCCUCCAGUACAGCCUAUACAAAAGAUACAAAGCCCUACAAACUUCCUCCAAGGAUUGGAUGGGCUUCCCCUCAUGGCUGCUCCAGUUUUCACAAAGCCACUGCAAGAUGUGACAGCAAUAGAGGGACAGCUGGUCGUGUUGGAAUGCAGAAUAAAAGGAGUACCUUUCCCGAAAAUAGAAUGGUACAGAGAGGAAACUUUAAUAGAAGAUUCUCCUGAUUUCCGAAUCCUGCAGAAAAAGCCAAGAUCAAUGAGCGAUUCAGAGGAGAUAUGCACCCUGGUAAUUGCUGAAGCCUUUGCUGAAGACUCCGGGAUGUUUACAUGUACGGCUAGCAACAAGUAUGGCACCAUGUCAAGCAUGGCUCACCUCUCUGUCCGUGGAACUGAAGAUUGUAAUGCUGUUAAUCUGAAUUCUUCAAGCUCUGUGACAGUGGAGGCCACAGCAACAGAUGCGCAAAUCCAGCCAAAUAAAAUGCUGUUACCACCCACUGUCCCCUUUAAACCAAAACUAGAAAGCGUUCUUGUGAACCACCAAGACCACAAACCUAAAGCUGGAUUGAGAGUGCAUUUUAAAUUACCUGAAGAUGAUACAGGAAGUGAACCUUCAUUUGAAGGGGAACACAACAAAACAAACAAACAGAAUGCCUGGACAUCAGUGCCAAAUUCACCGACGAAGGAGCCUCCACCAGUAUUUGCCAAACCAAAACUUGAUCCCAUCCAGUUGCAACAAUUGCACAACCAGGUUCUCCUUGAACAACAGCAAGAAGUGAACGUACUGCAAUCAACAACUCAAUCAUCAUCCCUGCCUACCACCUUCCCACCUGCAUCUCCAUCCACCAUGAAUACUCACACUUACAAUUCUCAUCAGUCUGCACAGAUGCCUUCUGCUAGCAGGUCAACAAUACCAACCAACACUCUGCCCCACGCAUUUAAUUAUACACGUCCAAAACAGUUCAUUGCUGCUCAGAAUGUCAGAAGUUAUUCACCGUCAAAUUCUCCUCUGCCUGCAUUGAGCAUGAUAUCGCAAAAAACAGAGAGGGUGGAUAGUAAAGAAAAUUAUUUUGGAUUCCCACUCACAGUAGCAUCACAAUAUGAUGUCUCACACAGUUAUUCAACAACAAGUGCAGUUGGACAGACUGCUCCCACUAUUCCACCACUUCUGAGUUUUCAGCCUCAGGUUGCUUCACCAACUGGUGGCUCCUGCCCUAGUCCGGUUCACAACCCAGUGGCUUUCCUCAGCUCUGUGCUACCGUCGUUGCCCUCUGCACCACCUACCAAUGCAAUGGGUCUUCCCAAGAGUGCUCCAAUAAUUUCUACACAAGGUGUCUUGAAGAAAGUGUUGAAAUCACCACGAUCGUCCACUAAUGAUGAAAUACGAGAAAGCAAGGAUGCUGUAAUACGUGACUUAGAUAGAAAGUCAAACUUCAGAGAUGACGUUUACCAUACUGGGCAGCAGGAAUACAAAGUGUCCAAUUUUGAACAAAGACUUAUGAAUGAAAUUGAAUUCCGUCUGGAGAGGACUCCUGUGGAUGAAUCUGACGAUGAAAUAGAACAUGAAGAUAUUCCUACAGGGAAGUGCAUUGCACCAAUUUUUGACAAAAAACUCAAACAUUUCCGGGUGGUUGAAGGAUCACCAGUAACCAUCAGCUGCAAACUUAUCAGCAUACCAGUACCAAAAGUAUAUUGGUUUAAAGAUGGUAAACAGAUUUCUAAGAAGAAUGAACAUUAUAAAAUGAAGCGGGAAGGUGAUGGUACAUGCAUGUUGUACAUCGAAUCAGCUACGAAUGAUGAUGAUGGAAAUUACACAGUUAUGGCAGCAAAUCCCCAGGGAAGAACCAGUUGCUCUGGUCACCUCAUGGUACAGAAUACUCCAUUCCGUGGCCGUGUAGUCCCAUCUGUUCAAAGCCAAAGAACAAGGUCUCGUGUGUCAGAAGAACCUGUACAGGAGCGAUUUUUCUGCCCGCAUUUUCUUCAGGCACCUGGUAACAUGGUUGCGCACGAAGGACAAAUUUGUCGAUUAGACUGCAAGGUGAGUGGUCUGCCAAAUCCUGAUCUCAUGUGGCUGCUGGAUGGUAAACCAGUCUUGCCAGAUGCGACCCACAAGAUGCUCGUGCGUGAAAAUGGUAUUCAUUCGCUCUUGAUUGAUCAUCUGACAGCAAAUGAUGUGGGUACUUACACAUGCAUUGCAACAAACAAAGCUGGACAAAGUUCCUUCAGUUUGGAACUAUCUAUUGUAGCAAAAGAAAUCACAAAGGCACCAGUGUUUAUUGAGAAACUGCAGAACACAGGAGUGGCAGAGGGCCAUCCAGUCCGAUUGGACUGCAGAGUGAUGGGCAUGCCACCUCCCUUCAUCUUUUGGAAGAAAGACAAUGAGACAAUCAUGCCCAACAGAGAAAGAAUAAGCAUGCACCGAGAUCCUACAGGGUAUGUCUGUCUCUUGAUCCAACCAUCCAAGAAGGAGGAUGCUGGCUGGUAUACUGUGUCAGCCAAAAAUGAAGCAGGAAUCACAUCUUGCACAGCUCGAUUGGAUUUAUAUGCUCAAUGGCACCAGAACAUCAAACAGCAAGUAAGAAAAGUACAACCGCCAAGCAGUCGAUUUGCUGCUUUUUCUAUCCAAGGACUUGACUUGAAAUCUGCUUCCCCAUCAGUGGACACUCCACAGAUUGCAACCAAACAAAAUGUGAUGGAAAGUGAUGAACUGUGAAGUUUCUUUUGAAGUUAUUUCAAUAAUUUUUGCUUCUGCAAAACUUAGUGAACAGUGAAUAUAAUAGAUACCAAAUGAUCAACGUUUACACAAAGUUGUUUUUCAAGAGCUUAGUGAAUGUUAUAUGCAACAAGGCUGAAAUUAUGUUUAAUUAGCACAUAGACACUACAGAGAAACAAUAUAAUGAUUUCUAUAGUUCCUUUUUAAUAUUAUGGCAAAUGCUAUUUAUGAAUAUAGAUGUUGGCAAUGCCACAGUUACAAUAAGCUACUAGAUGUUCAGUAAUCAAGGCAAAUUAGAUGUCAAUCCCCAGCAAUUUUCCAUUUUGCAGAGACUUUCAAAAGCAAUGUGAUAAAGAAAAGGUGAGCAGUGUUAAUGGGUACAAUAUGAAAUGUUUGGUUCUGGUUUGCAAGCAGAUUCUUUCACUUGCAUGUGGCUCAUUCACACUCCUCAAAACCAUUGCUUAAUUAGCAUAAUUGUCUUUAAUAUGAUGUUACAUGCUGGUACAAUGCAUCUAUUUGUUUGCACCAGUUAAACGUUGACUGCAGUGGACAAGUUUAUUCAUGUAUUUGUGUUCCUUGAUAACAAUGCAAAUUACUUUUGAUUGUCUAUUAAAAAGGUUAAUUUUCUUUCCAAACUCCUUUGUGAGUAAUUUACAUAUCUAAACAUAAAAUGGCUAAUCAUAAAAUUGUGAGAUUCCCAUCAUACUUUACCUUCAACUGCUUUAGCUGGUAUUAAGUUAGCCAUAUGGCUACUGGUACAAUGUGAGAAACAUCUUCCCCAUUUCAUUCUCAAUGAGCAGGGGACACUUUCACCUGAAACCAUAAUUCUGUUUGGGUUCACACAUGACACAGCUUUCAAUGAACUAAGGAAUACAUAUUAACCAUUACAAUCUGAUUUGUUUACAUAUCUUGCUAGGUGAUAAGUUGCCACACAUACCCACUUAACCCACUGACUAUGAGAACUGAUCCGAAACAGCGGUUAUUUUUUCCAGAUAUUUUCACAUUGAUUAUGUGUUUAGUGGUUUCCAGGGGCUUCCCUGAGUCAGCAGAGACAAGCUUAAAUAAUAUACUAACUGCAGGAAGAAUGGAUCUUUGGCUUGAAUCAAAACAUUAAUGUAUGCUUGCACUUGUAAAGAAAUAAUGGAUUGUUUAUCUUGUGAAUAAAGUUUUAUUUAUUC